This is a messenger RNA of Nicotiana tabacum (common tobacco), 1532 nucleotides long. RefSeq names its product dihydroneopterin aldolase 1. Lineage: Eukaryota; Viridiplantae; Streptophyta; Magnoliopsida; Solanales; Solanaceae. The record is from RefSeq and is a predicted model, not a curated record. Gene Ontology annotation, cellular component: cytoplasm. Gene Ontology annotation, biological process: folic acid-containing compound metabolic process. Gene Ontology annotation, molecular function: dihydroneopterin aldolase activity.
CGUUUGGAUUUUGCAUUUUGAUCGCUCUUUUCUGCUGGAUUUUCUUGUUCUCAUUCUGUGUUUUUCUGAUUCAUUUAACUGUUGUUUUCUACUUAAAUACGAGGCCCCUUUUUUUCUGUUUCUGUUUACCUAGAACUUGUCUGGUUGUAAAGAUUUGAGGGUAAAGUUCCAACUUGCAAAGUUUUGAUAAUGAUGGAAGGCUAAUGCUGAGUCCUUUGUUAGGAUUGCUUUAUGGAAUACUUCCUUUGUCCCAAUUAAUGUGACUUGCUACUAUUUGGAAUGAAAUUUUCCUUGAAUAUAUGUUAUACAACUUUCUUAUUUUAUUCUGUAAUCUUUAUUUCUGAAAAGGUAAAGGAAUCAGUUUACAACCUGAAGAAUAGAUAUUUUGACUAUUCCAUAAUGAUGGCAUAAUCAGUUUAAGUAGUCUCUAGAUUUGUGAGUGAAUAUCGUCUAUGCAUUUAUCACGGCAUACAAGGUUUCUAAGAGUAGAAUUUUCUAUGUAAAACCUGAUAUACAUUUUGCUUGUUACUUUAUUUUUACCGUUUCUUUAGCCGAGGGUCUAUCGGAAACAAUCUCUCUGCCUUUAUAGGAUAGGGGUAAGGCUGCGUACAUACUACCCUCCCCAGACCCCAUAUAUGGGAUUAAGCUGGGUUUGUUGUUGUUGUUGUUAGCCUGAUAUACAUUAGUUAUGUUACAAGUGGAGCCUGAUAAGAUAAGCUUAUAUAGACCAAUGAGUAUUUAAUACCAAACUAAGAAUUGAGUUUAUCAGCCGCUGUUAUUUGAAGAUCAUUUGAACUUCCCGAGGCCCCAAAAUACUGCAAGGCUGCAAAAAUUCAAACUUUGUUGCCAUAUUUGCGCCCUGCAAUUUUUUAAAACUGUUGUGUAGGUGCUUUAUUUCAAAUGUUUUAGAACUGCUUUAAGGCAGCUACACAUGAGAUUACAUGUACAUAAUUGAUUCAAAUGGCCUUCUCUUUAUUUCAUUGUUUAAGAGGAUCAGUGACAGGUCACAUGGAUAUACCAAAAGGAGACAAGCUUGUGCUUAGGGGUUUAAAGUUCCACGGAUAUCAUGGGGUGAAGCCAGAAGAGACGAAGCUGGGGCAGAAGUUCCUGGUCGAUGUUGAUGCUUGGAUGGAUCUUCGGCCAGCUGGUAAAUCUGACUGUUUGUCAGAUACUCUAAGUUACACUGAUAUAUACAAAAUAGUGAAAGAGAUUGUGGAGGGUCCACCUAGAAAACUUCUAGAGAAGGUGGCUGAGCUCAUAGCAUCUACAACGCUCGACAAGUAUCCACAGGUAUCUGCUGUUCGUGUUCAAGUUGGGAAGCCGCAUGUGGCUGUUCAAGGAUCUGUUGACUAUUUAGGUGUCGAGAUCAUAAGGCACAGAGGUCUUGAUGGUUAAAACCACGUCUUAUUGCUUGUAUUAAUUUUUGUAAUUCUAAAUCGUGUUGUUCAAUAACCGUUUUGGUUGAAAGCUAGUUCCUUUUCCAUCUGCAUUUGCUCUUGGUUAUAAAAAAACUAUCUGGAUUCCUGCUUCAA